Caenorhabditis auriculariae is the source of this 4243-nucleotide messenger RNA. The record is from the annotation of a GenBank genome assembly. NCBI's taxonomy places the organism in Eukaryota, Metazoa, Nematoda, Chromadorea, Rhabditida, Rhabditidae.
AUGCACGUUGUUAUAGUUAUUUUCGUCAUUUUUCAAACUGCCCUCUGUAUCAGUGGUACUACCUUGAAUACCUUGGUUUUGUACUUGGCAUUGUUCCAAACCCCGAAAGCUUUGAGACGAUAUUCGAUUCUAAUCGUGGCCUCUUCUUUGACCGACUUGACACUGAGUUUGUCGGAUAUUUUUACCCAGCCCAGGUAUUUUAUGAUUAAUUUAAACGCGGUGGCAUUUGUAAUGACUCACGUCGCGGUCGGUGUACUUUCCGAUGCCGAUGCGCUCAAGCCGAUUUGGGUCGGUCGCAUUCUGAAAGAUCCCAUUCAAAGCAAUCCUAGGACUUUAUUUAGAUUUCAAAACGCCGUGAUCGUACUUGGAAUAGCUCAAACUUUUUAGUUAGACUUUUUCAAUGCCAUCUCGCGUAAGCCGUUUCGAGUCGGUCGCAGUCUAGAAAAACCUCCUUAAAGUUCAGUCAUAGACUUUCAGUUAAUUUCAAAACAUCGUGGUCGCACUUGGAAUGGCUUAAAUAUAUGUAGUUUGAAUCCUUUCCCACGCCUUCUUGCGUAGGUCGUUUCGAGUCAGGCGCAGUUCAAUUGAGCCAUUCCACAUGCGACCAUGAGUCUACAUGUUGACUCAAAAACCUUUAUCAUAACAUUUUCUCAUAGCCAACAGGCGGAAGUUGUUUCAAGUCGGACUAAACUUCAAAAAAGCCAUUCCCAAUGCGACCGUUUUUUAAAUUUCUCAUUGAAUUUUCCCAAUUUUCAGAGUUAUUUCAAGCGCCAACACACUAGCUUAUGUUUGCUACGGACCUUGUAAAUAUUUUGGGUCUCAUGUUUGUUUUGUCAGGUGAUUUUCUUCGUUGAUUUUUAGGAUAUUAUCAUUUUUUUCAUUCCAGUCAUAAUAUUUCAAUGCAUUUAUUGAUGCACUCCCUGUACCUCUUGGUCGUAUCUUUCCGAUAUCGAUACCAAGUUCUUUACGACGGGUCCACAUCGACUUCAAGCGUCUUUCUCAUGCUAAUUUUGGCAUAUACUCCGCCCCUUUUUCAAUUGGUUAGUUAUAAAUUUCAGUUCUUCAUGAAGAACUUUAUUUUUAACGUUGGUAAAUGAAUGAAAUUCUAUAUUUCAGUGAGGCUUUUAUAAAAAAUGGAAAAUUUAAUCUGCAUGUUUUAAAAAAACUGUUUAUUGCAUCUUCAAUGUAAGAGUACAGGGUGACAAAUAAAUAUUGAAACCGUUUUUUGUUUGAUCGCUGCUUUUUGCACAAAGGACUGGCCUUUGAAUUUUUUGUUUAUUUCGUUCAUUCAUGCUCACUUAUCAUGCGUUUGAAGUUACAGCUCAUACUUUUCAGUUUUCAGGUAAUGGUGGCCCCAUCUCCGUACCGUACCGCAAUCAUUGAUUGUGUCAAAAGCAGAAUGACACAUUCAGAGAUCGUUAAAAAGCUGAAAGUGUCUCGUGUUCUCGUUUUUCGAACUGCACAACGUUAUCGGCGUCUCGGUGCUUCAGAUGACAUGCAAAGAAGUGGACGUCCAGUCACCGUCACGACUCCAGAAGCAGUCAAAGCCGUUCGAGAGAAAAUCAGACGCACUCCGGAAAGAAGCGUGAGAAAGAUGGCAAAAGAAUACGAAAUGAGUCGAGAAUCGAUGAGAACUAUUGUCAAGGACAAGCUGAAGAUGAUUCCCUACCGUAUGCAGAAAGGAGCCUUCCUCAAUCAAAAAAACAAGACAUUCCGGAUGAAAAAGGCUCGAAAGCUGCUCGCUGGCACGCAAGAUGGCUCGCAUCUGACGACGCUAUUUACCGACGAGAAAAUCUUAACUGUGGAGACGAACAAGAACGGCCAAAACCAUCCGAUCAUCGCUACUGACUAUCAGAGUGCCUGUGAAAAAGAAAAAAUUCUGAAUAAAACUUCGCAUCCGGCUUCCGUGAUGGUUUUUGCCGCAAUUACCGCUGACGGCAAAACUCCGCUGGUUUUUGUGGAUCCUGGAGUCAAAGUGAACCAAGUAUACUACAGGGAGCAGAUUUUAAAGUUGAGGGUGUUGCCAUGAGCCAAUUCUCACUACGGAAACCGACCAUGGACCUUCCAGCAAGACGGCGCCCCCGCUCAUCGUGCCAAAGGGACUCAAGAGUGGUGUCGCGCCAAUUUUCCGAGUUCAUCUCGGCUGCUGAUUGGCCUGCUUCCUCGCCCGACCUCAACCCGAUGGACUAUGCCGUGUGGAUAUAUCUGACCGAGAAGGUCUCUUCUAAGAACUACCCAAGUAUCAAAGCUCUGAAGACCGCGCUCAUCAAGAAAUGGGACGAAAUCGACGACGACUACCCUCGUGCCGUGAUCGAUGCGUAUCCGAAGAGACUGAAGGCCGUUAUCAAAGCUAAAGGAGGACGUUUUGAAAAAAAAAUCUUGAAUUUUUUUUCUAUAUUGUAUGAAUAAAAUUUGUUCCAAGUUUGGUGAUGUUUGGUUGACUUUUGAGAAAGUUAUAACGUUUCAAACGCGUUUCAAUAUUUAUUUGUCACCCUGUACAUGUGCAAUCGACUUUCAUUGAUUUCAACUGUGUUUAAACGGCGGCAGGAGCUGUGGCUUAGGCAGAGAAGUUGUGAAUUUCGCUCGUAGAACAUCAGGUACAAGAGAGGUCGUAGGAAGAAGUACGGUGCCGGCUUUCCAAAGGCCGAUGGCAGAGAUUGAGCCCUUUCGCUGCAUGCAGCUCCCAAUUUUAUCUACCCCGGAGGGAUGAAAGGCUUGGUCGACCUCGGGGGGACUCGAACCUACGACCUUGCGGACGUUAGAAAUGAGUUAUGCCAGCUGAGCUAUGCCGGUUAUUCUGCAUGUGAAUCUGCAUGAAAAAGUUUUAUUUCCUCAUUGAGAAAGCUACUCGAGAGAACAAAAAUUGAUAGUUUCAAAGCAUUCUGCGCAUGAUAAUUAUGAAAACAUGUUCCGUUUCCUUAUUGAGGAUCUCUGAGAAUUGAAUUACGAAUUGGCCGAAUAAAAGGGAAGUUUUGCGGUGGCUGCUCCGAAAUAAAAAAAUUUCAUUGAGAGUGAAAAAAUUCUGCGGAAAUGCUCGGAAAAAAAACAAGUAGAGCCUGUGUACCACGACUUGGAAUUUCACGGAACGACAUUCCGCUGUUCCGCUGCGUGCCUUUGCAAACCUUGGCCGCGUUAUUUUUUUCUUUUAUUAAGUUACUCUACUUUCAUAAGCUCCCACAGCAAUAACAAUCAAUGAAAAGCAUGACCUAGAUGCGAAAGACGCUUCGCGAACGCACGCAGCGGAACAGCGGAAUGUCGUUCCGUGAAAUUUCAAGUCGUGGCACACAGACUAUGUCUAUUUUCUUUUUGUUUUUUUUUUCAGAGAGGCCCAUUUUUUCUUACGAAAUCGUUUUUUUUUUCCAGUUUUUGUAAUUUCACAGGUCUCCUACUCGUUCUCGGAAAGCCCGCCAGAAGACGUGGAACGGGCCAUCAUCCAAAGAUUCCCCGAGUACAACUUUGACGACGCGGCCGUCAAUGGAAACUAUGAUAUGUUCUCGCCUCCCGCCCUGAUCAUGUUGGCCUGUAUGAAUUGUCCGCCUUCCCUGAUCUAUUCUUCCAUUUUGUUCUACCGGAGGAGAAUCCUUCAAAAGUUGGAGAGUUUAUCCGGCCACAUGUCCAGGGAGAGCAAGACGAUGCAUGAACAGCUUUUGAAGGUUUGAGAGGAUUUUUUUCGAGCCUAUAACAGCUUUUUGGAAAUUUUUUCAGCUUCAGAAUCCAAAUUUUCGAAAAAGAAAGGAAAACCGGCAGUUUUAGUCCUAGAAGCUUAUUUAAGAGCUAUUGUAGAGCUAACUAUGUGAAGAAAUGCCUGAUCCUUUCUAAACCCUCUCUUUUCUGCACACUUUCUCGUCAAUCUUUUCAUGACUAUCUUAGGCUUUUUUAGAACAUGAAGUAGACGAACGGUGAUUUUACUUUUAGAAAAAAAUUUUUCGCUUUUUUUACGAUUUUCGAAACUUAUUCAAACUUGCAGGCGCUCACCUGCCAAGCGAUCAUGCCUACCUUCUUCGUCGUCGGCUCGACGUCGUUCCUCAUCGGAAAAUUCCAAAUAAUCAACCAUCCCGCAUUAGAAUACCUAGUAAUGACUUCGGGAAGCGUGAUUCCAUCUUUCUCGCCCCUUGCUUCCUUGAUUUGUGUCCGACAUUAUAGAGUAAUUAUCGCCGGCUGGUUAGGCUAUAAAAUUAAGAAAUCGGGUAAGAAUUCGAAAAUGUUCAGCGUGAGUUUGAAGGCGACCGAGGAUUGUAUGUAA